This is a messenger RNA of Phycodurus eques (leafy seadragon), 2234 nucleotides long. It is a transcript of the gene ngly1, whose product is annotated as N-glycanase 1. The record is from RefSeq and is a predicted model, not a curated record. Lineage: Eukaryota; Metazoa; Chordata; Actinopteri; Syngnathiformes; Syngnathidae. Gene Ontology annotation, molecular function: peptide-N4-(N-acetyl-beta-glucosaminyl)asparagine amidase activity. The transcript has 12 exons. Gene Ontology annotation, biological process: protein quality control for misfolded or incompletely synthesized proteins; protein deglycosylation; glycoprotein catabolic process. The coding region runs from base 76 to 1974 and encodes 632 amino acids. Gene Ontology annotation, cellular component: nucleus; cytoplasm; cytosol.
UCAAACGCGGAGGGCACACCGAAGGACCGAAUCCAAUUGCGACAACAACGAAAACACAAAGCCAAACAGCUCUAAAUGGCUUUGACACCAGCGGUGACAGUAUUAUGCGAGAAUUCAAAUGAAGUCUUCUUUGACGUGUGCAAGUUGUUACUUUCAUACGCCGACAACAUUUUACGGGAUCCAAAUGUGGCAAAAUACAGAUCAAUCCGUGUAGGCAAUCCUACUUUUUCUAGCAAGCUGUUGCCAAUCAACGGUGCUGUGGAAUGUCUCUUCGAGAUGGGCUUUGAAGAGGCUGACACGCACUUGGUGUUUCCAAAGUCUGCAUCAUUGGACCAACUGAAGGUAAUCAGGGAGUCCAUAGCUGCUCAAAGAGACCAAAGAUUGAAUGGAGGGCAGCAAAUUCACCUUUUGGCCGAGGCUCUUGCAGAAAGUCCAGCUUCAUCAAGCCAAGCAGUCUCAUCGCUUCCUGUACAACCUUCAUCACUGGUGAGCAGCAUGAACUUCUUUGUGACUCUUCAGUCUAACUUUAAACAUGUGCUGCUAUAUGAGAACCCUGAGCUACAGCAGAAAGCAAGAAGCUACAUUCCUUACAAAGAACUGUCCUCUGCCGCUGAGAAGAAGAUGAAGUUCGCUAAAGAGGCUGAGACAGAAUGUAAACUAGGAAAAGAGGACUUCCUGGUGCUGGAGUUGCUCAGGUGGUUCAAAUAUGACUUCUUCUCCUGGGUCGACUGUUUACCCUGCAGCCGCUGUGGAGGCCCGACCCAGAACACUGGCUCACUCAAUCCUACCAUUGAUGAGCUACACUGGGGAGCCCAGCGAGUAGAGAACCACUACUGUCAAAGUUGCCAGUCUUGCACCAGAUUCCCUCGGUAUAACAAUCCCGAGAAGCUUCUCGACACCAGGAGAGGACGCUGUGGGGAGUGGGCCAACUGUUUUACCCUGUGUUGCAGAGCUCUCAGCCUCGAAGCCAGGUACAUCUGGGACAGCACAGAUCAUGUAUGGACAGAGAUUUACUCUGUCUCUCAACGCCGUUGGCUGCACUGUGACUCAUGUGAGAACAUCUGCGAUAAACCUUUCCUCUAUGAGGUUGGCUGGGGGAAGAAACUCUCCUAUGUUCUGGCUUUCUCCCAGGAUGAGGUUGUUGAUGUGACAUGGAGGUAUUCCUGCAAACAUCCAGAGGUUUUGUCAAGAAGGACUAGCGUUCAGGAGACCUGGUUGCUGCACACCAUUAUUAGACUCAACGCUUUGAGACAACAAUCCCUGAGCGUCGACAGGAAACUAGAACUGACAGAAAGGCUGCUUGUUGAACUUGUAGAGUUCAUUUCCCCCAGGGUCCCAAAACAAGGCGAGCUGGGAGGACGCAUCUCUGGGUCUCUGGGUUGGAGGAUAGCAAGAGGAGAGAUGGGAGAUGCCAAUUCAGGGACUGCUAAGCCGGUUGCAGGCUAUGUGUUCACGCCCACUGAGAAAGAGAGGAGAGACAAGCUAAUUCAUGUGUUGUACAACACUACAAAAGACCAAUACUGUCGAGUCUCCAAUGACUUUGAAGUCAUCCACUGCUGGGAUCGAUGUGUGUGGACUAAGAAGUCUGUCUUUAGGAAGGUGGAAAAUGACUGGGAUAUGGUAUACAUUGCUCGAACUGAAGGCGCCUCUAUAGGACAAAUCAGCUGGAAAUUUGACUUUGCGCCAGCAAAAUUAAGUGUAAAGUCCGUAUCAAUCAGGGCCAGUAGCCAAACUUUCAAGUCCGGGGACAUCAGCUGGAUCUUACAAUCGAGCUUAAUGACAACUACGUUUUCCGCAGAUGGGGGAAUGCAGUCAUUCCGGUGUCUCAACGGCUCCUCUGCGUUCACCGUCACUGUGCAGCUCAGUGGCGGGGAAGGGAACACGUCAUGGCAGCACUCUCAGAUUUUCAGACAGAGUCUGAAGGAGACAGGAGAAUGUUCAUUUGAAAUUCUCAUUCACCUCCAAAACACAUGAUUAUGAUGAUACCUUAUCCAGUGAUUACUGUUCAGCGGUAUGUCUGUCUCCGAUGAUUUCGUUUUUUGUCGUGGUUGGGUUCAUCUUAUGGAGACUGGCAAAACUUUGUCACUGUCCAUUGUCAAAUGACCUAAUUGCAUUUAAAUCCCAGAGAUUGUCGCUGUGAUAUGUCAUGAUAGCAUGGACAUUUAACCCAAGCUGUGGAAGUUACCGUUGCCAUCAUCUUACUAUAUUGUAAUAAAUGUUGAUUGUAUGAGAUA